AUGGACGCAAUGAUCACGGCCCCGGCUCCUGAGCCUGAAAGGCUCACCGAAGAUCUCGACAACCUGAGUCUGUCGCCAUUCGGUGUUGCCAGGUCCUCUGUCAACGAGACACCGCUCAGCGACGAUGAAGUGCGCCUUAUGACCGACUACUUCCACGCUUCUCUCUACAUGUGCUUGGGCAUGAUUUACCUGCGAAGGAACCCUCUACUGCGCGAUCCAUUGACAUUGGAUCAUCUCAAGCGACGUCUCUUGGGUCACUGGGGAUCCGACGCCGGCCAAUCGUUCACCUACAUUCACAUGAACCGUCUGAUCAAGAAGUACGACUUGGAUGCUCUCUUCAUUUCCGGGCCCGGCCAUGGUGCGCCUGCCGUCCUUUCCAACUCCUACCUUGAAGGUGUCUACUCUGAGGUCUACCCCGACAAGAAGGAGGACGAGGAAGGUCUGAGGAGAUUCUUCAAGUACUUUUCGUUCCCUGGCGGUAUUGGUUCUCACGCUACGCCCGAGACACCAGGUAGUCUGCAUGAGGGAGGAGAGCUGGGUUACUCCAUCUCCCAUGCUUUCGGCGCAGUCUUCGAUCACCCAGAUCUGAUUGCUCUGACAAUGGUCGGUGACGGUGAAUCUGAGACCGGUCCCCUGGCUACAAGCUGGCACUCCACCAAGUUCCUGAACCCCAUCACUGACGGAGCCGUGUUGCCCGUCCUGCACUUGAACGGUUACAAGAUCAACAACCCUACAAUCCUCUCUCGCGUAAGCCACAAGGAGCUCGAAGCUCUCUUCGUCGGCUACGGAUGGACACCCUACUUUGUGGAGGGUAGCGACAUACCAUCGAUGCAUCAGGCCAUGGCCUCCACAAUGGAGCGCUGUAUCACCAAGAUCAGAGAAUACCAGAAGCAGGCUCGCGAUUCUGGCAAGGCUUUCAGGCCUCGCUGGCCCAUGAUCGUCCUUCGCACACCCAAGGGCUGGACCGGUCCUCGCAAGAUCGGCGAGCAUUACUCUGAGGGCUUCUGGCGUGCUCAUCAGGUUCCAAUCACCGAUGUUCUGACCAACAACGAGAGCCUCAAGAAGCUUGAGGAAUGGAUGCGUAGUUACGAGCCCGAGAAGCACUUCGACAAGGAUGGUAAGCUUAUUCCCGAGCUGAGGGAGCUGGCUCCCAAGGGCAAUAGGCGAAUGAGUGCCAACCCGGUCGCGAAUGGUGGCUUGAUCAGGAAGAAGCUGCAUGUUCCUGACUUCCGCGACUACAGCAUAGAAGUAAAGAAAGGCGGUGUGUCCAAGAUGGGCAGCAUGGCGAACUUCGCAGGCUUCCUUCGCGACGUUGUCGCACAGAACCCCAAAGACUUCCGUGUCUUCGGUCCCGAUGAGACACAGUCCAACAAGCUUGACAAAAUCUACGAGGCUGGCAAGAAGGUCUGGAUGGCUGACUACUUUGAGGAGGACGAAGAUGGUGGCAACCUUGCCUUCGAAGGACGUGUUAUGGAAAUGCUUUCUGAGCACACAGUCGAGGGCUGGCUUGAAGGAUACAUUCUUUCAGGACGACACGGCCUGCUCAACAGCUACGAGCCUUUCAUCCACAUCAUCGACAGCAUGGUGAACCAGCACUGCAAGUGGAUUGAGAAGUGUCUCGAAGUUGAGUGGAGACAAAAGGUCGCAUCGCUCAACAUCCUUCUCACAGCAACCGUUUGGCGACAGGAUCACAAUGGCUUCACGCACCAGGAUCCAGGUUUCCUCGAUGUUGUCGCUAACAAGAGCCCCGACGUCGUGCGCAUCUACUUGCCUCCUGAUGCAAACUGUCUUCUCUCUACCAUGGAUCACUGCCUGCGCAGUGAGAACUACGUCAAUGUUAUUGUUGCUGACAAACAAGAACAUCUGCAAUUCCUCACCAUGGACCAAGCGAUUGCGCACUGCUCGAAGGGUGUUGGCAUUUGGCAAUGGGCAUCGAACGACAAAGGCGAAGAGCCUGACCUUGUCAUGGCAUCUUGUGGUGAUGUCUCAACUCACGAGGCUCUUGCAGCAACUGGUCUUCUGCGCACGCAUCUACCACAACUGAAGAUUCGUUUCGUCAACGUCGUCGACCUCUUCAAACUGAUUGACUCAAGCGAGCACCCUCACGGUCUGAAGGCGCACGAGUGGCGAGCAAUCUUCACAGACAACGUCCCCUGCGUCUUCAACUUCCACUCGUACCCCUGGUUGAUCCACCGGCUGACCUACGGACGCAAGGGUCAACAGAACCUCCACGUUUGUGGAUACAGGGAGAAGGGCAACAUCGACACACCACUUGAGCUGGCCAUCCGCAACGGUACCGAUCGCUACAGCUUGGCGAUUGAUGCCAUUGACCGCAUUCCUGGCCUGGGCAACAAGGGUGCAUCGGCACGCGAGACACUGCUCAACGAGCAGAUCCGCGCGAAGAACUACUCUUACCACGAGGGACUGGAUCCCAAGGAGAUUGGUGACUGGGUGUGGCCUUUCUAG
Messenger RNA from Ascochyta rabiei, 2466 nucleotides. RefSeq lists its product as uncharacterized. Bases 1 to 2466 code for a protein of 821 amino acids. The record is from RefSeq and is a predicted model, not a curated record. Gene Ontology annotation, biological process: carbohydrate metabolic process. Gene Ontology annotation, molecular function: aldehyde-lyase activity. Lineage: Eukaryota; Fungi; Ascomycota; Dothideomycetes; Pleosporales; Didymellaceae. The transcript is spliced from 3 exons.